CAAUGGUUAGCGUUUUCUUCGCGAACAUACUAGUUUCACCUCCGAAUUCUUCCAGGGCUGCACGAAUUGCAGCGAGCUCGGCGCGUGUAAUAGUGUUAGUGCAGCCAAAUCCAUUUGGGUUUACGUAGACAACACGGUCUUUAUGCCAAGCACAAGCCCCAGCCACUUGUAGUUCUCUACCGUUUUCAGUAGUUAUCUUGGAUACCGAGCCAUCGGUCCAUACAAUUUCCUCGGGGUUGUGGGCCAGCGGCAGUGUACGUUGGAAUUGUGUCCGAUUCAACCUCGGUGUCGCUGGAGCUUCGUCAGGCGUGACCAUAGUAGCAAUGUUCUGGGGCACGUCAGUGCCGAGUCCAGGCUCCAUCCCAGCUGUGCCUGGGGAGUCAAGUUCUCCGUUCGUCCAGGUGGCGAGUCGGCGGCAGAGCGGGCUGCGCACAACGGCUCGGACGGUUGCCGAGGGGAGGGACGUCUGGUGCUGUGGUGCCGUCUUAUGAUCAGUUUGCCCCGGGUCGCGCCGAUAUCUGUGCAGCAGGGCAGCCACCGCCUCCUCGAAGGCCUUGGUCCGGUUGUUGUUGGUCCGGUUGAAGCUUUCCCAGAGCGUUUGAAGGCGUGCGUAGGUGAGCAUGCCAAGCCAGCGUCCGCUGGGUUCAUAGACAUGGGCCUCUCGGGGGAGGGCCCGGCCUGCUGUGGGGGUAGUGAUGGCGUAGCUGCCUGGGGGGGAAACGUCGUGGUAGGGAUCGCUGGGGACGGUAGAGAUGAUGGUUGCUGCGCGGGUCACCCGUGCACGCGCUGCUUGAUCAUCCGGGUCGUCAUCGUGUCGGCCCUGACGUUGCCGCAUUGUCAGGUUGCGAUCCUUUGGAGGCCGUGUGGGGCGGGCGGGUGCAUCAGGUCCCGCAGCAAGUCGAUUGGUGUAUUCUGAGAUCAGCUCCUCCCACUCCAGGUCAUGCUUAAGGUCACGCUCACGCUCAUUGCUGUUUGCCCACGUAACUUGGCGCAGGAGACGAGUCGACCUCGAUGAAAAGAGGGCCGCACGUGGGGCAUGUGUUGUCUCGGGUGGCCCGGGCGCAGGUGCGGUGGGCGGCGCGUAUGCGGGUAGGAUGCCGGCGGGUUGAGCCGCUGUUGCUGUGUCUGCGGCUGUCGUGCCGGCCCCGUCCGGGUGGGGCUGCGUCGCGCGUGGGCGAGCCUGCAGUGGGUGCUUGUAGCAGCGCACGUCUGUGACCGUGGCGUAGCCCAUGCGUGAGAAGGCGGUGACUAGGCCAGGUGGGAUAACAGAUGGCUUCCAUUGGACCGCAAAGUAUGGCUCGCGGGUGUUGGUUGUGUCCUCGCCCGCUUUGCG
This is a messenger RNA of Chlamydomonas reinhardtii, 1333 nucleotides long. RefSeq lists its product as uncharacterized. The record is from RefSeq and is a predicted model, not a curated record. The transcript is spliced from 3 exons. Bases 324 to 491 code for a protein of 55 amino acids. Lineage: Eukaryota; Viridiplantae; Chlorophyta; Chlorophyceae; Chlamydomonadales; Chlamydomonadaceae.